AUGGCUAUGAACGACAGCGAGGCCAAGGUCGAAAAGAACACAAACAUGACUACUCCCGCCUCAACCCCGGCCGCCGCUGCCGCCAGCAGCGCUGCCCCAACCACCGAAGACAGUGCUUCUACCAUCACCGUCAACACGAAGACGCCUGCCAAUUUCCCUCCUCCCAAGACCGAUAAGCCCCGCCCCCAUGUGUGCGCGACUUGUCAGCGCUCUUUCGCCCGAUUGGAGCAUCUGAAACGCCACGAGCGUUCCCACACUAAGGAGAAGCCCUUCGAGUGUCCCGAGUGCACAAGAUGCUUUGCCCGUCGCGAUCUGCUGCUGAGACACCAGCAGAAGCUUCAUCAGACCACGACACCCUCGUCCCGUCCUCGCAAUCGUCGUGAGAGCGCCAGCAGCGCUGCACCUGGGGCACGGGCUCGUAAGAACAGCGUCGCCGGCCCCAAUGCAGCCGCCGCUGCGAACGCCGCCGCCGCCGCUUCCAUGCGACCUAGGGCAAACACCAUCAGCCAUGUCGACGGCAAUGCGAUGCAGAUGAUUGCCGCGGCCAACGCUCAGGUAGCGCGGGGCAUGCCUCCCGGCACACACAGCCGUCACCCCAGUCUCGCGGGGUUACCCGUGCACAACAUGGACUUUGGCGGCAUGUCAGCCGCGAUGGGUCACAGAGGCAUGUCCCACGGUCUGCCCAAGCUCGAGACUCACGGCAUCAACAAUAUGGACUUCAGCGGCUUGCGGACCGCGCCUCCCAUGGCCGUUUUCAACCCCGACUUUGACUUCGAGGGUCUGCUGUUCGGCCCGGGCUCCACCAUCAACCCUAACGCUCUCCACUACAAUGAUUCGCCGCAAUCCAUGGCCAUGGACCAAGCUUCGCCGUUUCCCCACGGCCUGGCGGGCGAUAUGUCGACGACGCAAUUGGACGACAGCUUCGACUGGCUGACCGGCUUCGAGCACCAGAUGUCAUUUCAGGGCGCCGACAAUGCCGUAGACGGCUCGAGUCCCUCGGCAAUUAGCACCACCAGCCAAAGUGGCAUUAGCGACGUGAUGGUGGACGGCUCCAAUCAUCACCCUGCCCCCGCAGGCACAAGUUCAAUGUGGCAACCGGCCGUUAUGGGUCCUCCCCAGGUCCCGAACCCGUUUGCCAUGGAUCUAAAUGGUUCGGUCUUCCCAGAUCUCUUAAACGGAGCACCCGUCUCACCACAACCUGCUGCGCAGAAAAUGAACGAUGCCUAUUUCUCGACGCCGCCUCCCUCUCUUAGCUCCCUUAGUCCGUCGAUGGUUUCCGGACUCAACACGCAAAACCUCAACCAAGCGCUCAACUUCAACGGAGGGCCAGAGACGCCUUCGUCCUUGAACGGCGGUAACCACGGUGUGUCGCCCGUCUCCACCAUUACGGAAACGACCCGAGGUGCCAUUGUUGGUGCUCUUUCGCAGUGCUCUCCCUUUGGUGGACGGAGAUACUCAUUUGCGACUCCAAGCUCGCCAAUGUCGCCGGGCUUUCAGAACACGGCCAACAGUGUUCCAGACCAUGUAAAGAAUUUACCUAGCACUCAAGACUUACAACGAUAUGUUGGCGCUUACCUUCGUUACUUCCACCCUCAUCUGCCGUUCUUGCACAUUCCCACUUUGACUUUUGAGAUGCCACCCACCGCUGCCAACCGAUCCAACACUGUGGGGGGGAGCGGGUGUCUCAUUCUUUCCAUGUCUGCCAUUGGAGCCUUGUACGAAAUGGACCACGUCCAAUCUCGGGAACUUUUCGAGAUGGCCAAGAAAAUGAUACAACUGUACCUUGAGGAAAGGCGGAAAGCCGACGUGAGAAAAGCCGACUUGCGGAGAGCUCCGGCAUCUGAACCGACGUCUCACAGCCAGGAACCCUCUGUUCACACCCCGGUAUGGUUGGUGCAAGCCAUGCUUUUGAAUGUCGUCUACGGCCACAACUGCGGAGACAAGACGGCUAGCGACAUCGCCUCCACCCACUGUGCUGCUCUCGUCAGCCUGGCCCAGGCUGCCGACCUGCUCCGCCCCAUUCGCGUGGAUUCCACCGAGGCUCAUGAUACCCAUAUGCAUGACAAUACGUGGAGCGGCCUUAAGUCGGACUCCGAGGAGCAAGCAGAGUGGCUCCAAUGGAAGAUUAUGGAGGAACGCAAGCGUACUCUGUACGUCGUCUUCAUCCUCUCGAGCCUCUUGGUUGCGGCAUACAACCACACUCCAGCACUGACCAACUCGGAGAUCCUGCUCGAUUUGCCCUGCGAUGAGGACUUCUUUGCUGCCGAGAGCGCUACGGCGUUCGCUGCCAAGGGUGGUAUCCGCGCCGCAAACCACAACCGGAUGACCUUUCACGAAGCUCUGGGCGACCUGCUCAGGUCUAAUGAAAAGCAACAGAAGCAGCUUGCCUUCCAGAACGGACAGCAGGCAUUCGGGCAGGGAAGCAUGAAUGAUCUCAAGAGCGAUCUCAAACCGUCAACGUUUGGCUGUCUCAUCUUGAUCAAUGCACUGCACAAUUACAUCUGGGAGACGCGCCAACGCCACCACAACAAGGUAUGGACCAAUGAGGAAACCGAAAAGAUGCAUCGCCACAUCGAGCCCGCUCUGAAAGCCUGGCAAGCAGCCUGGGCAAGCAACCCGAACCACAGUCUCGAGAGACCGAAUCCCUUUGGGCUUGGGCCGUUGUCUGCCGACGCCAUUCCGCUUCUCGACUUGGCCUAUGUGCGGCUUUUUGUGAACCUAGCCCGCUCCAAGGAGAAGUUUUGGCAACGCGAUUGGGAUGCCAUGGCCGACGAACUCUCACGAGGCAGCGAGAUUGUCCAGCACGCAGAGCAUUCGCCCGCCUCCAACCCGGAAUCGACAGGCACCGAUCAUUCCGACAAUUCGGUUUCGAGCUCUGUUUUCAUUGAGUCCCCGGCAACCCAGUCGUCGUCAUCUCCAGAAUUUUCUGCUGUCAAGUUCCCGUCUCAGGCUCAGACUGCACCAAGUCGAUCCACCUCUCGCAGGGAGAAGCAUCUCCGUAAAGCCGCCUUUUACGCGGCGGACUCUCUGGCCAUGUCCGACAAGUUGGGUGUCACAUUUGCCGACUUCUCUAGCCGAGAACUGCCAUUGCAGUCUGCCAUGUGCGCGUUUGAUUGUGCUCAAGUCUUGGCCGAAUGGGUGGCAACUUUGCAAGAUCGAGUCGGCCGAUACCUGGGAAUUCUUGGUCAAGAUGAUGUUGACCUAUCGCAAGUUCCGGCGAUCAUGCUGCUGGAAGAGGAAGACGUCAAGCUACUGGGAAAGGUUGAGGAGGUGCUGGCUUCUGCAGAGAUGAAGAUGAAUUUCGAGCUUGUUCAGGGCAACGUUGCAGGCGUUGAUACUAGGAUGCAGAUGGACGACCACGCAGGCUACGCGGCCAAGAUCCUCAGAGUCACGGCUUACAUGCUUGACCAAGCCGCCGUGUGGCCAGUCACUCACCUGAUGGCCCGAUGCCUGGAGACUCAUGCCACUCACAUGCGAGCUAGAGCCGAGAAGUCUGUGAUUCCCUGCGAGUAG
Messenger RNA from Colletotrichum orchidophilum, 3513 nucleotides. RefSeq lists its product as uncharacterized. Gene Ontology annotation, biological process: regulation of transcription by RNA polymerase II; DNA-templated transcription. Gene Ontology annotation, cellular component: chromatin. The transcript is spliced from 3 exons. Gene Ontology annotation, molecular function: zinc ion binding; DNA-binding transcription factor activity, RNA polymerase II-specific; RNA polymerase II cis-regulatory region sequence-specific DNA binding. NCBI's taxonomy places the organism in Eukaryota, Fungi, Ascomycota, Sordariomycetes, Glomerellales, Glomerellaceae. The coding region runs from base 1 to 3513 and encodes 1170 amino acids. The record is from RefSeq and is a predicted model, not a curated record.